Messenger RNA from Pollicipes pollicipes, 2613 nucleotides. RefSeq names its product peroxisomal multifunctional enzyme type 2. The transcript is spliced from 13 exons. The coding region runs from base 186 to 2153 and encodes 655 amino acids. The record is from RefSeq and is a predicted model, not a curated record. NCBI's taxonomy places the organism in Eukaryota, Metazoa, Arthropoda, Thecostraca, Pollicipedomorpha, Pollicipedidae. Gene Ontology annotation, molecular function: oxidoreductase activity.
GCAUCACCAACCAGGCACCUACCUACCUUUCUGGUGGUUUAUAAUGUGUCGUGCCUCCGGCGCCAUUUGUGUUUCCUCCAAACAUAACUUUGUUCUUGUCCUUCAUUGGUGUAACCCAGGAUGUUUGUGCCGCGGGAAUAAUGCUGCAGACCUGACGUCUAGGCAUAUGGUGUGUAGACUUUCUUAUGCACCUUUGUUCCCGUCUUCCCCAGAACAGUAUGCCUGAUCAGCUGCGAUUCGAUGGACAGGUGGCAGUAGUCACAGGGGCAGGAGGAGGUCUUGGCCGCGAGUAUGCCCUGCUGCUGGGAGAGCGCGGUGCCGCCGUCGUGGUCAAUGACCUGGGCUCCAGCCGCGACGGUCAGGGCCAGAGCUCCAAGACGGCCGACAGCGUGGUGCAGGAGAUCCGCGACAAGGGAGGCAAGGCGGCGGCCAAUUAUGAUUCGGUUGAAGAAGGCCACAAGAUCAUAGAGACGGCCAUCAAGGAGUUCGGUAGGAUUGACAUCCUCAUUAACAAUGCUGGUUUUCUACGCGACAGGAGCUUCAUGAAGAUGGAGGAUAUCGACUGGGACCUGAUCCACCGCGUGCACUUGCGGGGCGCGUUCAUUACCACGCGGGCAGCGUGGCCCCACUUCCGGCGGCAGAAGUACGGUCGCAUCGUGCUCACCUCGUCCGCCGCCGGCCUGUUCGGCAACUUCGGCCAAGCCAACUACAGCGCCGCUAAGAUGGGCCUGGUCGGUCUGGGCCAGACGUUGGCCGUCGAGGGCCAGAAGCACAACAUCGUUACGAACGUGCUGGUGCCGGCGGCAGCCUCGCGCCUCACCGAGUCGGUGUUCCCGGCCGAGUUCCAGCGGCUGCUGCGGCCGGCCCUGGUGGCGCCGGUGGUGGCGCUGCUCUGCCACGCGGACUGCCCGGCCAGCGGCGCCGUGGCGCCGGCCGGCGUUGACGUGGCGCGUGCGCUGCGGACGCGUCUGCCGCCGGCGCGCUACCAGUACCAGCCGCGCGACGCCAUCCUGUACGCACUGAGCAUCGGCGUCUCCCUGUCCGAGCCGCACGGUCUGCGCUACCUGUACGAGGCGCACGACAGCUACGCCGUGCAUCCCAUGUUCCCGGCGCUGUUCGUCAACGCCGUGGACUUCACGCGGCUCGCUUCGCUGCCCGGCUUCCCGAUGGACCUGUCUCAGCUUCUUCAUGGAGAGCAGUACAUGGAAUUGAAGAAGCCGUUGCCGUCCUCCGCCACUCUGGACGUAGACUUCAAGAUCUCGGACAUUAUCGACAAGGGCGACAAGGGCGCGUUGGUGCUGCUGGACGUGCGGGCCUCGGACGAGGUCGGCGACGAGGUGGCCUACGUCCAGGUGACCAUCUUCCUGCGCGGCGCCGGCGGCUUCGGCGGCCACGCCAGGUCGGAGCACACCACCGCGUGCGCCAUCGUCCCGGACCGGGCGCCCGACGCCACGCUGCCGUACAGCACCUGCACGGACCAGGCAGCUCUGUACCGGCUCUGCGGCGACCGGAACCCGCUGCACAUUGACCCGGACUUCGCAGCACUGGGCGGCCAGGAACGGCCGAUUCUGCACGGCCUGUGCGGUCUGGGCGUCUCGGUGCACGCCAUACUGGCCCGGUACGCGUCGGAUCAGCCCGAGGCUCUCGUCAAGGUCAAGGCGCGCUUCGCCCGUCCCGUGCUGCCAGGCCAGACCCUGCUGGUGGACACGUGGCGCGAGCCGGGCGCCGACCGGAUUGUCUUCCAGACGCGCGUCAAGGAGACGGGCCGGGUGGCCUUGUCGGGGGGUUACGUGGAGCUGCGCGCCACGGAGCCUGCCGCUGGAGCCGCCGGAGCCAGCCUGCAGCAGCUGGUGGCGCAGCGACCCGGCCUGGCCGACUCGGUGCGCGGCCUGGUCCAGUUCAACGUCACGCAGCGCGGCCGGCCGGCCGCCGGCUGGGUGCUGGACCUGACCUCAGCGCCGGGCCGGGUUAGCCGCGGCACGGCCGCCGCUCCGGUCGUGACCGUGACCGCUGACGACGCCCACCUGGUGGAGCUGUUUUCCGGACGACUGGAGCCCUCCACUGCCCUGGCCCAGGGCAAGCUCAAGGUUGCCGGCAACCCGGCCCUGCUGGGAGCGUUGAGGGGUCUGUUCGGAACCGGCUCACGGGUGUAGCAGCCGCUGCUUCCCACCGGUCACGUGAAGCAACCCAGGCUGGCUGCGGUUGGUCACAUGGCGCCGGCCAGCGAACGACCCGGCCGUGAGGUUCGAUACAGUGUGGGGCUGUCAUGAAAUGCCGGAGUAUGUUAUGCAGGAAGAGACGUUUAUCCGGUUGAUUGUUGGAGCACGCGCAUGCUAGGGAUUCUAGUGGUCGCCGGUCACUUCUGGUUGUCUUGUUAUCAUGAGCGGCAAUAUUUGAUUGGUAUCGCAGUGUUGUAUGUCGGUGGCUUCCCCGCAAGUACCUGCACAGAACCUGAUGACAGGCCGGUGCCCCUGUUCAGUAGUCACUGCUGAACAGGGUAUCCACCAAUGCUUGCGUGCACUACCGAGAUCAUUUGCCGCCAUAUUGUAAACGACGUGGAAUGCGACGUGGGAGGGUAUGCGUAUGGGAUACAGCUCGUGAAAUAUAUAUCUG